CGUAAAUCUCAAUUCGAUAUCAAUAACAGAUGCUUAUCAGAUAAACUAAUCUCUGUUAGAUUGUUGUAAGAAUUUGAGAGUAACGCACGAAGUAUUGUGAAAAAAAUGAACGGUUCUACGAUAUGUAAACAUUAUAUUGGUUUUUUAAUAGUUCUAAAUUCGUAUGUAAUAUGUUGUGGGCAAGUGAUUUUAUUUGGAGACUGUACCGAUGUGAGAACUAUGGAAUACUUUGAAAUUGAAAGAUUCCUAGGCAAAUGGUACACAGUCCAACGCGUUCCAUCAUGGUACGAAGAGUACGGACAAUGCGCGUAUAAGUUAAUCCAACAGUGCGGAAGGUCGAUCGAGUUCCAGCACAGAUCCAUUAGAAAUGGCGUUGAAUACGUCUUGCAUAUUAACAGCACUUACGCUCCAGGAGACGAGGCUGUGUUUGAUAUACAAAGAAAUAAUAUAGAUCCAUUCGGUAUUCCCUUGUCAAUUAUAAAGACGGAUUACACAAACUACGCUAUCGUAUAUGGAUGCAAAAACAAUCAGUUAUUACAAAUGAAAUAUGUUUUAGCGUGGGUACUAGCAAGAAAUACGACAUUACCUCCUGAAAUACUAGAUAAUGCGUACAAGGAAUUGAAUUUAUUACCCGCAAUAAGUCUUGCAUAUAUGGAGACUGUGGAACAUUCGCAGGAACUCUGUAGUUACCACUGGACGGCGCACGUUCAAGCAAUUUACUACAACGGCAGUGAUAUAGAUCCAUAACACUUUUUUAGUACCGAUAUAAAUAAAAAAUUUAAA
This is a messenger RNA of Pararge aegeria (speckled wood butterfly), 783 nucleotides long. Its product is annotated as apolipoprotein D-like. The transcript has 4 exons. Bases 106 to 747 code for a protein of 213 amino acids. Gene Ontology annotation, molecular function: pigment binding. The record is from RefSeq and is a predicted model, not a curated record. Lineage: Eukaryota; Metazoa; Arthropoda; Insecta; Lepidoptera; Nymphalidae.